Archocentrus centrarchus (flier cichlid) is the source of this 4737-nucleotide messenger RNA. RefSeq lists its product as uncharacterized. Gene Ontology annotation, biological process: lipid transport; lipoprotein metabolic process. The transcript is spliced from 29 exons. NCBI's taxonomy places the organism in Eukaryota, Metazoa, Chordata, Actinopteri, Cichliformes, Cichlidae. Gene Ontology annotation, molecular function: lipid binding. Gene Ontology annotation, cellular component: membrane; extracellular region. The record is from RefSeq and is a predicted model, not a curated record. Bases 116 to 3709 code for a protein of 1197 amino acids.
GUAAAUUCAGAUGAUCUGCGGCGUUUGAAUGUGAACGUGAUCUGACGGCUAACGCUCACCGGUGGGGGAAAAUAUACCGGUUUCACCAUCAAAUAAUAAACCAGUGUUGCUCAACAUGAGGGGAGAAACGGCUGAGAAUUCUGUGGAGGGGGACGAACGCGAAGAGGCAACGACAUCAGAAGUUGGCUUUGGAGAGAGACGGCCUAGUAUUGUGGCAUUGCAAAGCAUGCUGAAAAAGGUUUCCCAGAGUCCUUUUCAUAAUCUGCACAAGGGUGGUGAGCGGACACCUGCUGCUACAGAUGUGACGGGCAACCGUGCACCACAGGAGAAUGGAGUCAAUAAGAGUUUAGCCAGAGAAGGCAAAGGUGGCGUAACAGAGGACGAAGGGAGGAGAACUUCAGAGAAAGCCGACGUUGAUUCCAUCUUUGUCUCUCGACCUGAAUUUCAGAGCUCCCCUCUGGAUCUUCCCUCUGACGUUAAGACUGUGGAAAAUGGAGGCAUGUUUUCUGAGCCCAUGAACAACCUGUUCCAAAGCCAGAACCACAGCAAUGAGCAAGACCACGUUCAGAGAUUAACAUUAAGCAAUCACACAGCUGCUAAUGAUGUAACCCUGAACUCUCCAGACUUAUUUAAAGUAAGUCCAGCUCAGACACAGAGCCUCUCGGAGAGUUUGCAGUCAAAAAGCUCUGACCUCUUUAAAGGCAAAGAGGAUGAUCUUUUCCAGGCUGCUAAAGGGGAUGGUUUACUCCAGGCUGCAUGGGUUAAGGAGGUGGACCCUUUUGAUAAAUCUGCCAGUACUUUUGUCGACCCAUUCACAUCUCUGUCAAACAAGGAGAAUGAUCUGUUCCAGUUUCCAAAACCUGUGGUGGCAAAUCCAUUUUCUGCUGCCCCAGUCCAAGAAACAGAUUUGUUUCAUGCAGCUCCAACAAAGCAAAACAAACAAGAUACCCCAGCUAAAGAGAAGGACCCUUUUCAUUUGCCUUUUAAAGAAAGUUUGGACAUAUUUUCCUCUUCAUCCAUGAGUGCAGUCGAUCCUUUUCCAAGCCCAAUUGAAAAGGAUUUAUUUCGAGAUGUUUUCAGUUUGGAUGACCCUUUUGGUUCCACUCCCUCUGAGAAAUCUGAUGCUUUCCAGGAUGUUUCAAGUGGGACUCCAGACAUCUUUCAGCCACUUCCCUCAAAGAGCAAGAAUAAAGUUGAGAUGAUGUCCAGCAACAUUGACUCAAACUCCUCAUAUUUUUCACUUAAGAGUCCUUCAGAGAUGAAAUUUGAUGUGCCAACAUCUCCACACCUUUUAAAAAAAUCAAAAACUCCUCCACCAGUUCCACGAAAGCCUUUCCAAAAGCCACAAGAGAUUACCUUGACGACUCCUCAGGGAACCAAACACGAUAUUCUUCAGCCAACCCCCAUCAUUCAGGCCAGGGAUCUAUCUGCCUCACCCAGCCAGUCUCCAGCUGAAAUGAACAAUGUGCAGGUAUUUAAACGUCCCCUGAAGCCGCUUCCUCGAAUUCGACAUCGGCGGUCAGAAAAGUCACCUCUGUCAGAAAAGCCGCCUCGGCCAGAAAAACCACCACAGUUGGAGUCCCCUAGUGAACCUGAACCAAGUGUACCAGAGCUCUUUCCCAAGCCAUCCUUCAAACACCUAAAAGCAGUUACUCGCCAUAAACAAAACCGCCCGGAAAUAAAACCAGUGGAAUCUGAGAACUAUGUUGUCUUUGAGGACAUCCUGCUGAUUGGGCAGGAAAGGUGUGUGGAAGACUGGCCUGAUGACAGUCCUCAGCUGGACCCUGAAUACAAACCAUCUGGAAAAUUUAGACUUCGGAGGGAGUCAAUGAGGGUACAGGCUGAGUCUGAUGGAGGAAGUAGUGAAGACCAAGACAGGAGUCACAGCAAGAAAAAGGACAAGAAACACAGAAUGUUCCUAUUGUCCACGAGAGGGUCAAAGGGCAAGUUAUACGACAUGAAGGAGAGGAAGAGUAGCACGUUGCCCCUCCCAAGAAAAUCGUCACAGGACCAUUUUUCAGAUGUGCACAUGUCUGCAGGAGAGAUUGAUGAUGAGGAGCAGACUUGGAUGGACUACAAAAAGAAUCCUUCAAAGACUAAGGUUAAUAAGCUGCUUAGAAGAGCAUCCACUAACCAGUCAGUGCUAGAGGGAAAGAACCUGAAUGGACAUUCACCUCUGGAGUUAAAGAGAACUCCAGAUCAAAGCAGUGUUGAAGAUGAAGAAGAAGGGGAAACUAUUCAAAGAGAGAAAAAAAAGACAUUGAAACUCAAGUUUGUGCCACGCAGAGGAUUUGUCAUCACUUCAGUUAAGGCAAAUGAUGAAUCAAAGGGAGUUUUUGGUAAUACACCUCGCAAAGACUCAAAGGCGGACAUGCUGGAUGAGCACGAUCCAGAGCAAGAGAAGAGCAGCUGCUGUGCAGAGGCACUAGGCAGUGAUGCACUAAACGGGGUAGAUGGGUGUAAACAGAAAAAAUUUAAACCUAAACAUCCCAUUCCCACACCACGCAAGCCUAAGACGGCCAAUGGCCAGGCCGAACAGAUUGGAUUCAGCUACCUCACACCUCAGCAGGCAUCGAAAGAUGAGUUUGCUGAGGAUGAAAUGGACGAAGAUUUCAUGAGUCCUGGAGAGAUGCACGAUGUAGAUGAACAAGAUGAACUGGAGUUCUGCAAAGAGAAAAAGCCAUCAAAGCUUAAACUUCCCAAAAAAGGCAGGCGUAAGAGCAAAGCCACGUAUGCAGAGGAAGAUCCACCAGGAGCCACAUCUAGUGACUACCUGUCAGAGGCUGCCAGGGCGGAGUGGCGGGCCGCUCAGCUAGAUGAGCAGACUUUGACAGGCAAUGAGGAGGAGGACGAGGAUGGGGACACGGACAGUUUGAUGGAGUGGUGGAACACAGUGGAGCGAUGGGACGAGGUGCCGUCAGACGAUGAGGACAUGGUCAUGACAGUGGAUGAUUCGAGGUCAUUCACCAUUUUGGCAGACAAGGUUCAUCGAGGCCUGCGUGUCUUCAACAAGAUCUUCACAGAGCGAGCUGAGGUCCUCUGGGAGUCCAUCAUGGUGCUCUACACCAUCGCUGAUGACAUUAACGAGUUCCACCAGAAAGCCAAGAUUGCUGGCAUCACCGGCGGCACCACCACAGCUGUGGGCAGUGUGACGGCUAUUGCUGGCUUAGCUCUGGCGCCCUUCACCUUUGGUGCUUCUCUGGUAAUCACAGCUGUGGGUGUGGGUGUGGCGACGGCUGGAGGAAUAGCUUCGGCCUCUGCUGCCAUCUCGGAUAAUGUUAACAACAUGCAUGACCGGAAGAAGGUCGAGAUAGUGCUGCAAGAGUACGAGACUCACUUGCUGGAUAUUAGGAAAAUCCUCCACUUUGUCAAUCAGGGCUUGUACAAACUGCGUGGCCAUCCGUUUCUCAGGUCUGGCACCCAGCAUUACUCCGAGGACUGGGAGAUCCGUAGGGCUGUGCAGAUAAUAAGCUUAGUCGACUCCCCCGUGAUGCGAGCAACGGACAUAGCUGACGGAGCUGUGGCCUCGGUGCAAGCGCUCUUUGAAGGCAUGGACCAAUACUUCACCAAGGACACCAGGGAGCUUAAGAAAGGCUGCAAGAAGGAGAUGGUGUCUCAGCUUAGAGAACUUGCAGCUGUGCUCAAUGAAGCCAUAAUGGAGCUCAACACCAUCCGAGAGGAGCUUCAGGAGGCCACUGGAAGCAUUUGAGUGACUCCUGCAUGGUGACGUGUAUUUGUAAAAGAUUACUACCACCCUCUCCUGGCUACAUGAGUGAAUUGUUCAUCCAGUGCACGUCUGCAAUUUAAUAUGCAGUUUCAGACUGGUUUUAUUCCACAUACGUUUGCUGAAAACUGCAGAUUCUAGACUUUGGUUGGACCACUAAAUUGUACUAAGAGAAACAACAUGUAUGAAGCUUGUAAUGGUAAUUUUUGCUGGAACUCUGUAAGAAAAUUGAAGUUAUUUUAGAUGUUUGUGCUUUACAGAGAAAAUGUGGCAGUGCCUCAUAUUCACAAUCAAAGAAAUGUGAGGGUAACUGAAAUAGUUUAAUUUAUUAGAAUAGCUUAAUUUAUUGUAUUGUUCUGCUGCAAACAAGCCUGAAGUGUAUAAAGAAAAGCGACCUGGUUGAGAGCUCUUUUCUACCUGUGAGGUGUUAUUGCCAACAAAAUGUCAGCAAUGUUUUUAAUGCAGCUUUUUAUUGGUGAUUACACCACCACCCCACCCGCGUUAAAUUGGCCGCCUUUUACGUGGUUUUGAGAUGCCGUUUGUGCACAUGUAUCCAUUAUAGGUUCAUAUAGACAACACUUUAUUUUCAGAUUUCACAUUUUCAUUUUCUGCUCAGACUUUCAGUCUGUACAUAUAUACAAGCCUUUUUUUUUUUUUUUUUUGGAAUCUGUGUCUCUAUUUUAACUGCCUUGUUGAACCCAUCUGGUCACGUUUAUGAAUACAGAAAGGCUUUAGUUAAUUUGCUGCCAGAUAAAGCUCCUGUUGUGUGGAUCUUCCUGGGUUGUUUUUAACCUGAAUAAGACGUAUUUGUAAAGACCGUGAAAUAAACCAGUUUGUUUUAACACUGAACCAGAUCCUUUGCAAAUGUGUCCCAUUUUCAAAUACUGGCCCCAAGGUAUGUUCCCACACUGGAAAGAGGACUCAAAAUGUUAUGUACCAAGUGAACAGCUGAAUGACUAUGAAAUUUCAUUCAAUCUUAACAUAUGAACAGGUCUUUAAAGAUUUGCAGCACA